Scophthalmus maximus (turbot) is the source of this 1657-nucleotide messenger RNA. RefSeq names its product proline-rich protein 13. The coding region runs from base 182 to 763 and encodes 193 amino acids. The record is from RefSeq and is a predicted model, not a curated record. The transcript is spliced from 4 exons. NCBI's taxonomy places the organism in Eukaryota, Metazoa, Chordata, Actinopteri, Pleuronectiformes, Scophthalmidae.
ACAAUGUAACAGCAUUUCACAAAGGGGGCGUGGCUUCCGGAUGCAUCUUCUCGCUGCUGGCGCUCAGUUAAAUGCGGAAGACAAACACGGACGGUGCUGGUGCUGAAUCCCGGACGAACUUCCUCAAACCCGAGACAAGUUUCUAAAGGUUUCCUAAAGUUUCAGGUUCAAAAACAUAACCAUGUGGCCAAAUCAAGGACCUUUCCCUCCAAUGGGACCAUCAAACCCUGCCUACCCUCCUGGCUACAACCCUGCGUACCCUGCUGGACCUUCUCCAGGAGUCUUCCCCCAGACUACGAACCCAGUGCACCCACCACCCUACCAAUACCCAGUUGGCCUGAGCCCAGCUGUGGCACCAAAUGUACAUCCAGGGGUGAUGCCGUAUGGAGCUCCAGGACUUCAUCCUUAUCCUAUGGCUCCAGGUGGAUAUCCAGCUGUCCCUCCUGCAGGUGUUCACCCAUGUGCAUACCCACACUCUCCAAAAUGGGGUCACCACAACGGCCACCACAAUGGCCACCAUAAGGGCCACCACAAUGGUCACCACAAAGGCCACCACAACUGCCACCACAACGGUUAUUAUCAUGGAGGGAUGAAUCCCAUGCCUGGAGCAUUAACUGGAGGAUUAACAGGAAUGGUGAUGGGGGUGGUUGGACACAAAGCCCAGAAAAAGAUGAUGAAGAAGAUGAAGAAAGCAAACAAGUGGCACAAGCACGGGCACUACAAAUGUGGCAAGUCCAGCAGCAGUAGCAGUGACUCAGACUGAGGCUAACAGUUCAAGACAUGGCUCUCACAGGAAUGCUGCUUUACAAUCAUGAACACACACGGGUCACUCUUAUCACUUUUUACAGGAUUUCUGGAAAGAUAAAGUAUUUUAUCAUAUCUAGUAUGGGCAAUUUAUGACAUUAGAACUGUAUUUAAUUUUUUAUAUUUUUUGUGAUGCUUAUGUCAAACAUUCUGUAGUAUAAAUACAUACACUAGUGUGCAAACAUUACAUUGUGAGAAAAUGAAAAAAAAAAAAAAUAUAUAUGGGUUUUUAGAUAAACCAAGAGUUUGAGAUGAUACAGGUUUGGAUUUUUAUUUUCCUACUUUCACUGAAGACAUUUUGAUCUUUCGUUUGUGAUCACUCUGUUACGUCUGCAUUACACCUGUUACAUUGAUUUGUAUGGUUAUGUAGCUGAACCUAAACUAAGCAACGUCUAUGUUGUGCAAUACGGCGUGCAUUUGGUCAUGUCACAGUAAGAAAAGCAAAGGUGUAAAUAAUAAAAUUAUAUAUUUCACUAAGCUACUUCAGUUUCGUGGGUCCUGGUAUUGUUCGUGCUGGCUCACUGUCACACGAUUAUGCAACAUUCUUAACUUGAUCAGCUUCAAUAACUAUUAUCUUUACUAUACGUCUUAGUAACAGCUGUGCCUCUCCUACUGUGAAACUGUCUGCUGUCAGAAAGGCUUUUACCUGAACCUGUGACCUGAGCCCAGUCAAUGACACAUCUACACUGAAUGCAGCCGUCGACAUUGUGAAUUGCAGCAGUGCUUUUCACAGUGGUGACUGUCAUGUCUAAAUGCUUGUAUUGGUUUUUAUUUAAUAAUUAAAAAACUGUGCACAUUUAUUGGUUUUAUUAUGUAGCUGAAUCUAAAUAAACAACGUUUUACUGCUAAUCUA